AUGGCCCAAUCUACGGAUCCAGAUCAAUAUGAUUAUGGAAUAAUGCAUGAUCAAGAAACACAACAACGUAUGCUUGAUGAAUUUAAUAAUGAAAUUCGAAUCAAAGAACGGGAAAAAGAGAGUUUAAAGAAUGAAAUAAAAAAAUAUGAAGAUCAACGAAAAGAAUUAUUAGCUGAAGAGGAAAAACAUGAAAAACGUAUUAAAGAAUUAGAAGAAUUAGUUCGACGUGAAAAAGAAGAAUUAGAUAAAUUAGAUCGAGAAUUAAAAGAUUUACAAAAACAAAAAGAUGAUAUGGAAAUGGAACUUGAACGACAACAAGAAAUACUUGAACAACGUGAAGCUGAACUUGAAAAAAUGACUGAUGAAUUAGAAAAAUUAAAAGAUUUAUUAGAAGAAUAUACUGAACAAAAAAAUAUACUUGAAGAAAAACGAGAAUUAUUACAACAUGAACGAGAAGAAAUUGAACGAAAAAUCAAUGAGCUUCAGGGACAAAUUAAACAAUUAGAACAAGAAAUGAAAAGUCUUGAAGAACGUAUUCGAUUAAUUGAAGCUGACAUUAAACGUAUGGAAUAUGAAUUAGAACAUAUUCGUGAAGAUAUUCGACGAACUGAACAAGAAAUUGAAAGAUUAGAAAAUGAAAUUGAAAAAACACAACAACAAGUAAUAAAUCUUGAACGAGAAUGUGAUAGAUUAGAUGACGAAAUUAAUCGAAUUGAAGAUUUAAUGGAACGAAUUCAAAGAAUUAUUGAAAUGAAAGAAAGUGAUAAAGAAAGAUUUGAACAAUUAAAAAAUGAUCUUCAACGAGAAUUAAUACAAGCUGAAGCAAAACGAACUCAAAUUCAGGCAGAGCGACAACGAUUAGAACAAGCGGUGAAAGAAGUUCAGGAAACAAUUAAACCGCUUCAAGAUAAAGUAAAAGAUAUAUCUAAUAAAAUAACGAAAAAAGAAACUGAGUUAAGAAAACUCCAGCAAGCUGUUCAACAAGCUAAAAACAACGUCACUAUGAAAGAAAAAGAAUUAAAUCAAUUGAAAGAAGACAGUAGAAAACUUGUUGAACAAAUAAAAACUCAAGAUAACGAAUUAAAAAGAAUGGAAACAAUGAAGAAAACUUUAGAUGAUCAACAAAAACAAUUAGUAGAUGAAUUAAAAACAAUUAAUAUUAAUCUGGACAAAGCCAAGAAAGAUAGAAAUGAUUGUUUAAAACAAUUAAAAGAUCAUAAACAAACAUUAAAAAAAUAUCAAUCGGAACUUAAAACUGCUAAAGACAAAGAAAAGAAAGCAGCUGAAGCAUUAAAAAAACAAGAAGAACAAGUUACUGCUGCACAAAGAAAACUUCAAAGUUGUACUCAAAAAGAAGUCAAUGCAAAUAAAGAUCUUCAAGCAGCUGAAACUGCUGUCAAAGAAAAUAAAUUAGUCGUAGAAUAUCAACAAAAUUUAUUAAGAAAAGCUGAAAUAGAAUUAGCAGCAUAUGAAGCAUAUCUCGCAGCAAAUCCCAAAGCAUCAAGAGCUGAAUUAUCUGUUAAACAAAAUACUGUUGCAACAUGUAAAACAAGUUUAAGCAAUGCGCAAGCAAAAUUGACAAAUAGUGAAAAAUUUCGAGAUCAAAAACGUCAAGAUUAUAAAACAGCACAAGACAAUAAGAAGAAAGCCGAAGAUAAAUUAAAUGAAGAAACAGGAACACUUAAAAAAAGACAAGAAGAAUUAAGAACUCAAAAUGUUGAAGUUGAAAAAGCAGUAAAAAAAGUAAAUGAUCAAGAAAAAUUAGUAACAAAUACUGAAACUCGACAUAAACAAUUAUCUGAUCAAGUAACAAAAAUUCAAGGUGAAAAAGAAACAAAAACUAAAGAAAUUGAUAAGAAAAAAGGUGAAAUAAUUAAUCAACAAAAAAAAAUUAAUACUAUUAAAACUACAUUAAAAGAAUUACAAACUAAACAAACAACUAAUAACAAUAAACAAACAACAACAUCCAAUCAAUUAACAAAAUUAAAAGAAGAACAUAAUAAAAAAAUAACUGAACAUAAGAAACAAUUUGAUGAUAUUGAAAAAGAUAAAAAGGAACGAGAUACAAUAAAAAAACAAAUUCAAGAUAAGCAAAAUGAACUUAAUAAAAAAGAACAAGAACUUACAAAAAAAUUAAAUGAAGAAAAUGUUAUUAAUGGUAAAAUACAAAAUACUCGACAAAAUUUAACAAUGAUUAGUAAAUCUAUUGGUGAAUUAAGAUCUGAUUUACGUGAACAAAAAAAUAAUCAAGAUAAAGUUAAUAAAGAAAAAUCUAAAAAAGAACAUGAAUUACAAACAACGAAAAGUAAAAUAGAAAAAUAUGAAAAUGAAAUUGAACGAAAUGAAAAUGAUCGAAGACGAUAUGAACGUGAUUUAAAUAUUAAACAACAUGAUUUAAAUGAAAAACAACGUGAUCAUCAACAAUUAAAAUAUACUUUAGAUCAACAUCAAUAUGAAAUAUCAUCAAAAAGAUCUGAAAUUAGUUAUUAUGAACAAAGUAAAACAAAUUUAGAUGCUGAUUUAACAAAAAAUAAAAGUCAGAUUAAAGCAUUCGAUGGCAAAAUAAAAGAUGUUUCAAAAAAUAUUGAUAAACAAGAAAAAUCGAAACAAAAUGCUGAACAACAAUUUAAAGAUGCUGAACGUGAUGUAAGAAGUACAAGAAGAGAAUUUGAAAAAUUAGAAAAAAAUUUCAAUGAUUUUGAAAAACGUUAUAAUGAAAGUAAUAAUCGACAUAAUCAAGCAAUUAAUGAUUUAACAACAGCUCGUAAUGAUAAAAGUUCGAUUAGUCAUAAAUUAACUGAAAAUCAACGAUUCAUCGGUAUACGAGAAUCAAAAGUUCAGCAUAUUGCUCAUUCUGUAGCAUUGAAAGGAACUGAAAUGUCAGAAUAUAAAGACAGACAAGGGCUAAAUAAUCAAAGUGAUGCCGACAAAGAAAAUCAAAAAGAAGAAAACAUUCAAGAAAAACCAAGUUUCCUACCAAGAUUCCAAGAACAAUAUCAGGAAAAUCGACAUUAG
This is a messenger RNA of Adineta steineri, 3015 nucleotides long. The record is from the annotation of a GenBank genome assembly. NCBI's taxonomy places the organism in Eukaryota, Metazoa, Rotifera, Eurotatoria, Adinetida, Adinetidae.